CCUCCCGCGGACAUGGCGUCUACCUGCCCGGCGACAGCAGCCGGCGCCGGCGCCGCGGUCCGCGGGUGCGGGCAGAAGGGCAGUUGGAGCUUCGGUGGUGGGGCGGAAGGAGCUGGAGGGGGCGGCGGCGGCAGCGGAGGCGGCGUUGUCGUCGUCGUCGUCGGUGACGCCGCGCGAGGGCCCGAGUGUUAAAGCUGAGGGCGUCCGGGCGGCGGACGGCUGGCAGCGGGCCGCGCGGCGCGCGCCGGCCCCGGGACGCAGGCAUGGGGUCCCGGGUGCUGCAGCUGCUUCGGCAGGGCGUGUGGGCCGCGCUCACCGGCGGCUGGUACCACGACCCGGAUCAGAGCAAGUUCACUAACAGCUGCCACCUCUACCUGUGGCUGUUCCUGCUGCUGCUGCCCCUGGCCCUGCACCUGGCUUUUCCUCCAAAUGCCAUCACUGUAUUUUUUUACUGCAGCUCAGUGACGAUAUUCUUCACAAUAAUCAAAUUGGUCAGUUAUCGCCUACACCUCAUGUUUGAUAAAGGAGAAGUGAUUCAGCAAAGGCCCUCCAGAAAGAAAGAAAAGCCAAAUAAAGACAAAGAGGCCAUCAGUGACCACAUAACCAAUCAUAAAAAUACAGGCAAUAAUGGGCGGAUUAACAACGGCAAAAAGGAAGAGGCCAGUCGAACCCUCUCCACGCCUCCCCUCCACGGCAGCUCCAGAGGACAGAGCAUAAACUCUCAUCACUCGUCUGGGCUCCUGGAGCUGCCAGCACAGGAAACGGUGGAAGAUCUCAAAGGUGUCAUUGUGUCAGAUGGCCAACCCGUAGCCCCAGUGUCAUCUACAGCACCUGGGAUGAAAACGGAAAGUUUACCUGCUUCUAAAGGGCACGUGCCGGAAACCAUGACCACGUCAGCAAUACCAGUGAAACCAGUCGUGGCAGAAACUUGCAUCAGUGAUAAAGGGAAGGAAAAAGGGGGCCAGGGGCAGCCCCCCUUCUGCCACAGAUCCGAGGGCGGCUUGGUGGACCAAGAAGCCGUGAAGAAGGUGCCCUACCUGUCUUUGUCUCAGUACGACUUACUGGAGACAGACGUUUCUUUCCAGCCUUGGGGGAGUGAGAAUUCCGUCCCGAUUCCAGAACCUGGGAAUUAUGCCUCCAUCAGGGAACAGUUGCAAAGCAAGUCGCCUCAGGACAGCCUGAGCAGUAGCUGCCCUCAGUGUAACACCGUCAUCGCCAAAGCUGGGCGGGAGCAGGUUUCCCAGCAGGUGGAGCCGCCCUUGAACCAGGAUGUGGAUGACUCAGAAAAUGAGGUCGCUGUCACGCUUAUAGAUACUUCUCAACCUGGAGACCCGCUGAGUCUGCACGAGCCCAUUAAGAUUGUCAUCACCAUGAGCAGUACCCCCAACUCCAUGACAGACUUGGAAAGUUCUCUCCACCUGAAGGUGGUUGGUACUGAGGGAGCUGGCUUCAAGUGUGACGCUGAGCCAGUUCCCCCAGGGGCCGCUGGUCCUGAGAAACAGAUGAGAAUUCCCAUCAUCACCCUUGAGCUGUCUGAGGGUGCAGGAGGAGGCCUGGUGUGUCCCGAAGGCAAUGGAAGUGACAGGACGCCGGAGAGAUUGAUGGUGGAGGCGUCUUCCAAUCCAUGUUCUGGCUAUGAAUCUGGGGACGGGGACAAUGCCACACAGGACCACAGUCCUUCCCCAAGAGACCCCUGUACAACCCCGUCACCCACGCCUGAUGUGGUCUCCGAGUCGGAGGGGGGCAUGGAAGGCCAGGCUCACCUUGACCCAUCAUCUUGUAGAACCAGCCAGGACAAGAGACACUCCCAAGCCCUCAGUGUAGACAGCGGGACAGACGUCUUCUUGAGCAAAAGUUCCGCAGAAGUUAUUAACGAUAAAGAGCAAACAAUGCCAACCUCCAAAUCUGACCUGGAGGCCAAGGAAGGACAAAUACCAAAUGAAUCCAACUUCCUGGAAUUUGUCUCCCUGUUAGAAUCAAUGAAUACUUCCAAGGUGGUGGUGUCCAACCAAAUGAAUGAGCCGGCAGAGCAGAGCAGAGACAGCGGGCUUCCUGGAGAUAACUGUUCCCAGGAGAAAAAGGAGGAAAUCCUAGAAAGUGAGAAACCCAGUGGACCCAAUGCCAAGCAAGGAAAACCAGACGUGCAAAGUCAAGAGCACACCAGCACCAGCCCCGGGCUCACUGAGCCUGCCAAGAUCCCGACCCUUUUCCAGGGCAAUAGACAAAGGCAGAUAAUCUACAGGGUAACUUCCCAACAAGAUAGUUCUGUGCUGCAAGUCAUCAGUGGGCCUGAAACAUCUGUGCAAGAUGAGAUGUCUGUGGAUGCGAUGCACGUCUUUAUUGAUGAACAUGGGGAAAUUAAAUCCUGUUACUUAAAGUCUGGAAAUCAGAAAGAAGGCCCUUUCCAGCAUCAACCAUCAAAUUAUGACGGCUUCUCUCACGCUGGAGACAUACAGAGCGGCUCCACAACUUCCAGUACCGCAACUUCCGAGAGUCAAGAUCCUUCUUCAGGGGACCCUGUGGUCAGUGCCUUGCAACAACAGCUGUUGCUGAUGGUGGCUCGGAGGACCCAGUCAGAAUCCCCACGGCAUCUGAGUCAGGAUCUAGAAGACUCUUCCUGUUCUUCCACACAAGGAAAAUUCAACCGAGAGCAGUUUUACAAGUUUAUCAUCUUCCCUGGCAAGUGGAUUAAAGUCUGGUAUGAUCGCCUUACCUUGUUGGCGUUACUUGAUCGAACUGAAGAUGUCAAGGAAAACGUGCUGGCGGUUUUACUCAUUGUCCUGGUUUCCCUGCUCGGAUUCCUGACCCUGAACCGAGGCUUUUGCAAAGACAUGUGGGUGCUUCUCUUCUGCCUCGUCAUGGCCAGCUGCCAGUACUCCCUGUUAAAGAGCGUUCAGCCUGACCCCGCCUCGCCGAUCCACGGACACAACCAAAUCAUAACAUACAGCAGACCAAUCUAUUUUUGUGUGCUGUGUGGCCUUAUUUUGCUUCUUGAUACUGGGGCCAAAGCCAGGUACCCUCCCACUUACAUUGUGUAUGGCCUGAAGCUCUUCUCUCCAGGGUCUCUCCAGUCGGCUAGGGACCUCUUAAUAGUAUUUCUAUAUUGCUUCCCUGCAAUCUCCCUCCUUGGGCUCUUCCCGCAGAUCAACACUUUCUGCAUCUAUCUUUUGGAGCAAAUUGACAUGCUGCUUUUUGGAGGUUCUGCUGUUUCGGGGAUGCUGUCGGCCGUUUACAGCGUGGCCCGGAGUGCUUCCGCCGCAGCUGUGCUGCACGUGUUCUGCUUCAGCGCCGUGAAGGAACCCUGGAGCACGCAGCACACCCCAGCGCUGUUUUCAGCCUUCUGUGGCCUCUUGGUCGCGCUUUCCUACCAUCUGAGCCGACAGAGCAGCGACCCCUCUGUGCUCCUGUCCUUUAUUCAGUGCAGAUUGCUUCAUAAGUUUUUACAUCAAAAUCUGGAAGAGUUGGCUGCAGACCCUCUCCCCAAGAAGAUGAAAGAUUCUGUGAAGGAUAUCUUAAAAUCGGAUCUCAUCAUCUGCUCGGUGGCUGCCAUUCUGUCCUUUGCGGUCAGUGCCAGCACUGUGUUCCUGUCCUUGCGGCCGUUUCUCAGCAUCGUGCUGUUUGCCCUGGCUGGCGCUGUGGGGUUUGUCACCCACUACCUGCUCCCCCAGCUCCGCAAGCACCACCCGUGGAUGUGGAUUUCACACCCCGUCCUUAAAAACAAAGAGUAUCAGCAACAGGAAGUGAGAGAUGUCGCCCAUUUAAUGUGGUUUGAAAGACUCUAUGUUUGGCUUCAGUGUUUUGAAAAAUACAUCUUGUACCCAGCAAUCAUUUUGAAUGCCCUUACUACGGAUGCAUUUUCAAUAAGCAAUUACCGGAGACUUGGUACCCACUGGGACAUCUUCCUGAUGGUCAUCGCGGGCAUGAAGCUGCUGCGGGCCUCUUUCUGUAACCCAGUUCACCAGUUUACCCACUUGGGCUUCACCGUGAUCUUUUUCCAUUUCGACUACAAAGACAUUUCAGAGAGUUUCUUACUGGAUUUCUUCAUGGUGUCCAUUUUAUUCAGCAAGCUCGGGGACCUGCUUCACAAGCUACAGUUCGUCAUGACCUACACAGCUCCCUGGCAGAUGGCCUGGGGUUCCUCAUUUCACGUGUUCGCUCAGUUCUUCGCAAUUCCUCAUUCUGCCUUGCUUUUCUUUCAGGCGUUUGCCACGUCGAUCUUUUCUACUCCACUGAGCCCGUUUCUCGGGAGUGUCAUUUUUAUCACAUCGUACGUCAGGCCAGUGAAGUUCUGGGAGAAAAACUACAAUACAAGGCGCAUGGAUAAUUCCAACACAAGACUGGUGGUCCAGAUUGAAAAGGAUCCAGGGAAUGAUGGCAACAACCUCAAUUCCAUCUUUUACGAACACUUGACAAGGGCCCUCCAGGAGUCCCUCUGUGGAGACCUCGUGCUUGGCCGAUGGGGUAACUACAGCUCUGGCGAUUGCUUUAUAUUGGCUUCAGAUUACCUCAAUGCUUUCGUUCACCUGAUUGAAAUCGGCAAUGGUCUUGUCACCUUUCAACUUCGGGGACUGGAAUUCCGAGGGACCUACUGCCAGCAGAGGGAGGUGGAAGCCAUCACAGAGGGCGAUGAGGAUGACAGAGGCUGCUGCUGCUGCAAACCAGGUCACCUACUCCACCUGUUGUCCUGCAAUGCCGCCUUUAACCUCCGCUGGCUCACUUGGGAGAUCGCGCGAGCGCAGUACAUCCUGGAGGGCUACAGCAUCACGGACAACAACGCGGCCAGCAUGCUACAGGUGUUUGACCUCCGAAGGAUCCUCAUCCGAUACUACAUCAAGAGUAUAAUAUACUAUAUGGUGACGUCCCCGAAACUGUUCUCCUGGAUCAAAAACGAAUCCCUUCUCAAGUCCCUGCAGCCCUUUGCCAAGUGGCACUACAUUGAGCGCGACCUUGCGAUGUUCAGCAUGAACAUCGAUGACGACUAUGUCCCGUGUCUCCAGGGGAUCACGCGAGCCAGCUACUGCAACGUGUAUCUGGAGUGGAUUCAGUACUGCGCACGGAAGAGGCACGGGCCCGCGAAGCACCUAGACAGUGACGAGGACUCGCCUCUGGUGACUUUGUCCUUCGCGCUCUGCAUCCUGGGUAGGAGAGCUCUGGGGACCGCGGCUCACAACAUGGCCAUCAGCCGUCACAGUGCCUGGCCAUUGGGGAAGCAAGUCCAGGGAGACUUGUCGAAGGUGUUUCCGAAUGCCCUUCCUGCAGGGGAUGGCUCCGAGUCAUUCCUGUUGGCGAGCCAUGGACAGGCGCCCUCCGUGACGUGUGUGCAUUGCCUGGAUUCUUUCCUGUACGGCCUCCACACCCUCUUCAAAGGUGACUUCAGAAUAACAGCCCAAGAUGAGUGGGUGUUUGCAGACAUCGACCUGCUGCACAAAGUUGUCGCCCCAGCUCUCAGGAUGUCCCUGAAGCUGCACCAGGACCAGUUCACUUGCCCCGACGAGUACGAAGACCCCGUGGUCCUCUACGAGGCCAUACAGUCCUUUGAGAAGAAGGUGGUCAUCUGCCACGAGGGCGACCCAGCCUGGAGGGGCGCCGUGCUGGCCAACAGGGAGGAGCUGCUGACCCUGCGGCACGUGGUAGACGAGGGCGCGGACGAGUACAAGGUCAUCGUGCUCCACAGAAGCUUCCUGAGCUUCAAGGUGAUCAAGGUGAACAGAGAGUGUGUCCGUGGCCUUUGGGCGGGGCAGCAGCAAGAGCUCAUCUUCCUCCGCAACUGCAAUCCCGAGCGCGGCAGCAUCCAGAACCACAAGCAGGUCCUCCGGAACCUGAUCAGUUCUUCCUGUGACCAGCCCCUGGGGUACCCCAUGUAUGUCUCCCCGCUCACCACCUCCUACCUAGGGACCCACAGGCAGCUGAAGAACGUCUGGAGCGGACCCGUCACCUUGGACAGCGUCAGGGCGUGGUUCCGGACCAAGUGGUUAAGGGUGCGGAAGGACUUCGAUGCUGCCGGCCAGACCGGCGCCGGCAACGUCGAGGAUGCGGAUGCCGGGGGCGCCCCGCCCAUAGGCGGCAGCAGUGCCCCCAGUGGUGAGAGCCGGGAGAGCAGCUCGGAACAGCCCAGAGAGGAUGGGAACCGCCACUGGUCACCCCCUGAAGGGACAAGGACGAGAGGCAGGAGAAAAGGCAGGACUCAGUCCGUCCAGGACCCCAGGGCCUUAAGCCAGACGCCGCCCAUCCCGCGCUCGCCCGGCCCCAUCGUGGACAGCCGCCCGGCCUUCCUGCAGACGUCCACGUCGGUCCACGAGCUGGCGCGGCGGCUCUCGGGCAGCCGGCUGUCCCUGUGCCCCUCGGCGGCGUCCCUGCACUCCCAGCCCCCGGCCGCCCCCGCCGCCGGCCACCUGAGCGUCCGCGAGCGGGCCGAGGCCCUCAUCAGGUCCAGCCUGGGCUCGUCCACCAGCUCCACCCUCAGCUUCCUCUUUGGCAAGAGGAGCUUCUCGAGCGUCCUGGUCAUUUCCGGGCUGUCUGCCGCCGAGGGGGGCAACACCAGCGACACCCAGUCCUCCAGCAGUGUCAACAUCGCCCUGGGCCCCUCGGCCAGGACCGCCAGCCAGGCCGCACGGCACUUUUCCGAGCCGUGCGAACCCACGGAGGCCACCGAGCAGGGGCUGCUUCGAGAUCGCCACGCGGCCGAGAACCUGCGGGUGAUGUGCAAAAGAGCAAGCCAGGAGGACGUGGGCCUGGACGACACGGCGUCCCAGCAGAGCGCUUCCGACGAGCAGUAGCUGAGCCCGGGCCGGAGGAGCCACGCCGUCGGGGAGGGACGCAAGCACCCCCAGCUUCUCCCCUGCGAUCCCCAAGCUAAACAGCGCAAAGAAUGAGAGCCGGGAGAUCCAUCCUGUGGAAGAUGAGUGCUGUGUACAAAACAGAAUAACUUGAUCUCAGGUUCUUGAAAAAUAUCUCACGUGAUGAACACAAACCUUGACACCAGGCCUCCCUCCUGCUCUGGCACUCGCGGCCCCAGAGAGGCGGGGCGUGGGAAGCACCCCUCCCAGAACUGGAAAAUUCAAAUAAAAGCCAUGUUAACAUCUUAAGACAACUCAAGUAGGGCACAUAAAUAACUCCUUCUGGUCCUGAUGAAAAUAAGACAGCUGCAUGCUAAACGACUGGCAUUUUGUAUGUCACUGUUACCGUGAAAAAGAGGCGGACGGCAGCGCGUAUCACACCAUCAGCUGGUCCAACGCGCUGAUGUUCAGUCUACAUAUAGAGAAACAUCUCACUUCUUUAUAAUAUUUAUGCAGCUGUUAAGUAUAAACCAGUGACAGCUUUACUGCGAAAAAUGUGAUAGUGCAUGCAGUCACGUCCAAAGCAUCCUGUGAAAGGAGCCAACCAUCCCCAGCAACGUGAGUGCAGAAGUCUAGUUGAGGCAGGUCAUGGAGGGCCACCUAGGAAUGAUACUAACUGCAGUUACAGCAACAUCCUGCAAAAAGCCAGGCCCCGUCUCGCCCAGUGCUACUGUGUGCUUCCCAGGAAUGCACGCCUGUUUCCAAGCCAAGCAAUCCUUACCGUGUCACAGGACAUUUGCACAUACCUUUGUUUUUGGAAUUAAAAUGUUUACAGUUA
Balaenoptera ricei (Rice's whale) is the source of this 7614-nucleotide messenger RNA. RefSeq names its product pecanex 2 (gene PCNX2). Bases 264 to 6776 code for a protein of 2170 amino acids. The record is from RefSeq and is a predicted model, not a curated record. Lineage: Eukaryota; Metazoa; Chordata; Mammalia; Artiodactyla; Balaenopteridae. Gene Ontology annotation, cellular component: membrane. The transcript has 35 exons.